UAUUCCGAUAUUCCCAAACAGGCAAACACCGAUCAGCAACCAAAACACAUGCCCAUUCUUAAAUCGCAAGCCCAUCCUAAUCAUUCUCAUCUCAUGACUUUCUUCACCUAGAAAAUACUUGAGAAACCAUUCUCUUAAGUUUCUAACAUUGGAUCGACACAAUCCUUAACGCCAACAGGGAUCUUCUGAAUCUUAACAUUCCCUUCAAUUGCAACUUUUCUUUCGGUACAAGCUAUGGAUGUUUCAACUAAGAAAUCCAGUGAUGAGCUGGAUGUUCCCACAUUCAGUGCUGAAAAUUUGCAAAGCAACAUGAAGGUUAUCUACUACAGCCGCACCUUCCUGUCAAUAGUUGCUGGAGUCAUAGCUGGAGUUUUGGGAUUCACUAGCUUGACCGGCUUUGUCUUUUACUUUCUCAUCAUGGCAGUUACUUCUGUGGGACUUGCAGCUAAGGCAAAGUUUAACGUACAUGCAUACUUUGAUUCUUGGAACCGCGUCACUCUUGAUGGCUUUUUGAGCGGGUUAAUGUCCUUUGUGCUGUUCUGGACAUUUGCGUAUGACAUUGUGCACAUAUUUUAGUGGAUGGAAAGCUGCAACAUUUCGGAGAGUGUGGACUGCAUCAUAGGGAGAUCGAGACAACUGCUUUGAACUCCAUAACAGUACUGAUUAACUUUGUUGGAAAAACAACAAUAGGUUCCCAAAUAUUCAUUCUCAGAUUUUGUUAUUUCAUUUUUCUUUCCGGAUAUCCAAUAUUGUAGAUUAAAUUGAAUGCUGAAACAAUGAGAAGCCUUACGCCCUUUCUGCUUGUAGUGCGUAAUUUCAGAAUUUUGUCACAGUUGGUUCGAGUCUGCAAAAACCUUCCAAUUCUUUUC
Molecule: messenger RNA, 869 nt
Organism: Papaver somniferum (opium poppy)
Lineage: Eukaryota; Viridiplantae; Streptophyta; Magnoliopsida; Ranunculales; Papaveraceae
Product: ER membrane protein complex subunit 6-like
Exons: 5
Coding region: 235-576 (113 amino acids)
Biological process (GO): autophagosome assembly; protein folding in endoplasmic reticulum
Cellular component (GO): endoplasmic reticulum; membrane; EMC complex
Source: RefSeq, a predicted model, not a curated record